This is a messenger RNA of Durio zibethinus, 5540 nucleotides long. RefSeq lists its product as uncharacterized. NCBI's taxonomy places the organism in Eukaryota, Viridiplantae, Streptophyta, Magnoliopsida, Malvales, Malvaceae. The record is from RefSeq and is a predicted model, not a curated record. Gene Ontology annotation, molecular function: protein binding.
AGUACUCCUUUAAAAAAAAAAAAAUUACAAGUAAUAUAUAAGGAGAUAAAAACACACUAUCCGAUAGAUUUUUUCUUUUGAAAUCUAAGUUUGUGUUAGUUCUGAUCAAAAUCAGACCCAAACCUUCAAUUUCAGAAACCCUAGCAAUUUCUCUCUCUUGCUCUCUGCAAUCUCUCUCUCUCUCUCUCUCUCUUUGUCCCCUUUUUCAGAACCUUAAACGCCGCCGUGUCUCCGCUGCGAUCCCCGCCUUUUAGAUUCUCUCAAUUUUAAUUUUCUCGAUGGCUGACGGAAAAUUCAAUCUAGCUGAUGAUCUCCUCCCCUCCAAAACGGACUCUGACCUUUCGUCCCUCAAAGCUUGGGAUGGGAACUUGGAGGAGAACGGACUCACGGGUCUGCUUGAUGACACCAAAGAUCAAGCAACUUCAGAGAGCAGCAUACCUCUGUCCCCACAAUGGCUUUAUGCUAAACCUGCUGAUGCUAAGAUGUUAGCUGCUGGAGCUUCUGGGGAUAUAAGAGCACCAAAUUCGUUGCCCCAUGGGGCCUCUGCUGAUCCCAAUUUGAAAGAUAGUUGGCGUUUAGAUGGGUCUCAGGACAAGAAAGACUGGAGGAGGACUGCACGUGAUCUUGAAAGCAGUCGACGUUGGCGUGAAGAGGAGAGAGAAACAAGCUUACUUGGUCGAAGAGAUCGCAGAAAAGAAGACCGUCGUACUGAUAUUUCUUCAAUGAGGGAUGCUCCUGAAAAUAGAACCUUGUCAUCUUCAGAGCGAUGGCAUGAUGUUAGCAGUCGUAGUUCAGGGCAUGAAUCUCGAAGAGACAACAAGUGGUCUUCGAGAUGGGGUCCUGAAGACAAAGAAAAGGAUUCUCGAACUGAGAAGAGGACCGAUGCUGAGAAGGAAGAUGCCCCGACUGACAAAGAAGCUGUUGUUAGUGGUGGCCACAUAGCCUCUGAGCGUGAGAAUGAUUCUCGUGAUAAAUGGAGGCCACGUCAUCGUUUGGAAGUUCAUGCAGGUGGGUCUGCUUCUUACCGAAGUGCUCCAGGAUUUGGUUUGGAGAGGGUGCGAGUGGAGGGAUCAAAUGUGAGAUUUGCAGUGGGACGAGGAAGGUCAAAUGCUGGUGGAAUCCUGCAAAAUGGGAGGCCACAAUCUGCAUCUGUUAUUGGAUCCCUUCCUUUGGGGAAAAACAGUACUUUUAAUGCAUAUUGCUACCCAAGAGGAAAACUUCUUGACAUUUACCGCAAGCAAAAAUCUGCUCCAAAUUUUGACACCCUACCUGAUGAGAUGGAUCAUUUAUCACCAAUGACACAAGAAGAAACUGUUGAGCCUCUGGCUUUUCUUCCUCCUGAUGCAGAGGAAGAGGCUGUCCUUGGAGAUAUAUGGAAAGGAAAAACUACAAGCAGUGGAGUGUUCUACAGCUCAUUUAGAGACACAAGUGAAGGGAAACAAAGUUUCUUGGCUAACAGGGAGGAUAAUGUUGAAUCUGGUGAGAAGGCUGCUGUAAACAAUAAUUAUCAAGGGAAUCAUGCUGAGACAUUUUAUGUGUCAGAUUCACAGACCAAGGAAAUGAAUAGUUCAAAAGAAGGUGGACAGAGAUGUCUGACACCAUCUGAUAUGGAUGUAACGAAUGCUUUGGUGUCAGAUAGGGAGAUUGGUGGGUCCAUAAAUGAUAUUGAUGAAUUAAAAUCUUUUGAUAACCAACAAUUGGUUGAUUUGAAAAUGCAAAAGCACCACAAGGUGGAGGAUAAUGAAUCUUCCAUGCACGUUGGAGUUGGUAGCGAGCUUCCUGAAGACUCAAGUUCUCUAUUUGAUUUUCUGUCACUACAGCCUACUCUAGGCCAUAACCAGAUAAACAUUGAGGGUAAUAGUGAGGCACAUUCACUAGAAAGUGUUACCCCUCCUGAGGAUUUGAGUUUGUGCUAUCUUGAUCCUCAAGGGGUAAUUCAAGGACCAUAUCUGGGGAUUGACAUAAUUACAUGGUUUGAGCAAGGUUAUUUUGGUACAGACUUACCUGUUCGAUUGGCAGAUGCUCCUGAUGGAUCACCUUUCCAAGAACUUGGUAAAAUCAUGCCACACCUAAAAAUGAAUUCUGGUUCUGCCUCCAGUGUUAGUGCAGUUACUAGAAUGCAAAUACCUGAUUCCUUUGAAUGGAGCUUGGAAAAGACCUUAUCUUAUUGUGCUUCUCCUCCUGAGAUGAAGGGGUCUGCCAUUGGAUGUGAGCAGCAGCAGAUUUUUUCUGCUUUUGAGACUUCUGGUACUCAUUUUCAUUCUAGAGGACCUACUCCAAAUUAUGAUUCUGAGCAUCAGUUUUCUGAAGAUCGAAGCCUGCAUAAAUUUGCUGCUGCUCAAGAAGAGGAAAUUAUUUUUCCUGGAAAGUCCGGAAGUGCUGGUGGUGACCCUUUGAAAGUUUCUGGUGAAAUUCAAGUUCCUUUCAGUAAUCCUGCAAGCCUUUUGUCAAUUGCAAAUGAAUUGUCAAAAACCAAUGUACCUUCUCAUCGAGAUGAUGAGUUGGAUGCUUUUGGCUUGUUGAUGUCUGACUUGACAAGCACCUCUGAUUUGAAGCGUUCUCAAUCAUCUGAUAUGACUUCCAGCAUAGGUGAUAGAGGGCAGUGUUUAGAUCCUCUGCUUGAUAGAGAGUCCAAUUUUGCCAGUCAGAGUGUUGUUGGUACAGUGGCUGAACAAACUUCUUUUCCAGAGGCUUGGCGUGAUGAUUAUAGAAGAAAUGCUUUGCCUAAUCCUAACAUUCAUCUAGGCACUACUGGUGCUCGGCCCUCAUCUCACUGGGAGCAAGAAUACAAUGGUUUUGACCUGGUACAGCACCUAAUGUCACAAAAGUUGACCGAUGAACCACUUCAAGAGAAAAAUCAUUUCUCUCAUCCCUUUCCACAUUCAGCUGGAUUCAGUGUGCAGCAAAUUCAUGGUUUUGAUCUUAUGCAUAGCAAGAAUCUCAAUCACCAGCUGUCAAUCCAUCAUUCAGCUCCAGAUAUGGAGAAUCUUUUGGAACUUCAGUUUCAACAGCAGCGGCAGUUGGAACUUCAGCAACAUCAGCAACAGUUGGAACUUCAUCGGCGGCAGCAGUUGGAACUUCGGCGGCAGCAGCGGCAGCAGCAGCAGCAGCAGCAAUUGGAACUUCAGCGGCAGCAGCAGCUGCAAUUGGAACUUCAGUGGCAGCAGCAGCUUCGUCACCACCAAAUUAAAUUGUUGCAGCAGCAUUCUCAAGCUCAGCAGUUGCUUCUUGAUCAAUUGCUGCAGCAUCAGAUGUCUGAUCCUGGUUAUGGUCAGAACAUAUAUGAUGCUGCAACAGAUAACCUACUUGAUCAGGUUCAGUUACAAAGGCAUCUCCUGAGUGAAUUGCAGCAGAAUUCUCCUGCUGCAAGGCACCUGGAUUCAUCCCUGGAGCAGAUCAUCCAAGCAAAGAUUAACCAGAGUGCACUCCAAGGGCAAAAGGAUGAUUCUUUGGAUUUCAUGUCGGCGAAGUAUGGCAGUAUGCUUCCUUCAGAGCAUCAGCUUCAUCUUCAACAAGAGCAGUUGCAAGUGCAGCAAUUAUCUAUGGCACUGAGGCAGCAAUUAGGAAUGGAGGGGGAUAGACGACUCGCUGGUUCAUGGUCUGUAGAUGAAGUUGGUCAGUUUUUCAGGAAUCCUAGCAGUCAUCAGCAGGCUCAAUCAGUGGGGUUGAAUGCUUCGGAUCUCUGCCAACAGGAGCUUUCAUCUCUUGAAGAGCAAUUCAGCAAUGUCAAAAGGAAUCAUGCUUUGCAGGAGCUACAGCAGCGAGGGAUUUUUUACCCCAGCCCAACAGCAUUUGGUAGGUCUACUCUUCCUUCUGCUGCUCCUGGCAUGAAAGUGGACAAUGUAAAUUCUCUAGAUCUAGCUGAACAUCUCUAUAUGCACUCCAACAACCAAUUGAGUCCUUUUUCUUCUGGUAACCACUCUAUUAGCCAACAAAUUUCGGGUGAUGCAUAUGCUUCUCAUCCAGAUGCAAUAGAGAGCUACCACUCUAGGAAAAAUGGGCAGCUAGAAAAUAGUUGGACUGAAAAACAGAUACAACAAAUAAAUCUUGAAGCAGAGUUGCAAAGAAGGGAGUCUGAAGUUGAUUCAAGCACUUGGGCAUCAGCUGGAGGGGUUCAUGAAAACUCGAGGAAAGCUUUAAUGGACCUUCACCAAAAACUUAGUAUUCAAUCCACACAGUCAUCAGAAGUAGAUUAUCAACCUUCUACUUCAUCUUCCAGAGGGCAGGAAACCUUGUGGCCUGUUUCUGAGCCGCAAACUUCCAAUUUUCCUUUUAAUCAUUUCCCAAAUCAGGAAGUUAAUGGGAGCAACUCGUUUUUGGAAGGCUCUCAAAAUUCCAAUACAAGUGUUUUGUUGCAAGAUCAUUUGUUUGGAGUUGCUGUGAGUGAUUGUGUCAACCAUAUGGUUAACUGUGAAAGAUUUCCUCUUAAAGCCAAUUCUGGCUCAUUUGCAAAGGAACGGUCAUUCUUGUUGGGCAUUGAAGAUCCUUCUCAUAGUAGUUAUGUGGAUGCUAGCUUGAUGGGAAAAUCAGCUAUGGGUAAAGAAUUAGCAGAACUGGAGGGAAAUGAGAUGAAAAAUGGAUUGAAAGGCAUGAUUGCAAGGAGCGGUUCUGUGUCUGGGUCUGAGGGCAAUAUGGUAGAGCAAAUAGAGAAAGCCUUGGACUUUGGUGACCUGCAAAGUAGUAACCAUAGCUGUCAUGAUUCUCUUAGUACCGGUGGGAUCGGCAGGAUGUACAGUUACGAAAUUGGAUUAGAUAAAUCAGUUCAAGAAGAUGCUUCUAAUGAUAGGUUAUCGGCAUUGCUGCCAAAAACGCUUGACAAAGUUUCACCGAAAUGCCCACCUGUAUCACGGGUUUCGUCAUCCCAUGAUGUUUUUUCUGAUCAAAACUCACUGGCAUUUGUCAAGCAGAAAAAUUCUACAAGCCUUACAAUUUCUGAUGAAGGAAGACCGGAGGCUGUGGCGAAUCUAGGUGCAAUGAGAACCGUAGAAACUCAGGCAUCUGGAAAGAAAGAUGUCCGUUUUAGAAGGACCUCGUCUUGGAAUGAUGCUGCAGUGUCGGAAGCAUCAUUUAUAGAGAUUCUUAAGAAGCCGGUUCUUCACGGGACUGAGGCUGCGAAUGGCUCUGCUUUGGAACCAUCUGAUGGUGUUUCACAGGCUGGACGAAGUGGUAAGAAAAAAGGGAAGAAAGGAAGACACAUUGAUCCUGCCUUACUAGGUUUCAAGGUCACAAGCAACCGCAUAAUGAUGGGUGAGAUCCAACGCCUUGACGAUUAACAACCUCAUCUAUACUUACCGUGUUGUACAUUCCUUGUAAAAUUUUUUAACCAAUUUUUAUACAAAUAAGCAUUGGUAAUUGAUUGAUUUUUUUAAAUAAUAAUACAAAAUUUUUGGUUUUAAGAAGCAACAUAUAUGUACGUUCACUCUCAUUUUCCUGAAAAUGAAUGAGACUCGAGAAUGACUUAUCUAACCUGUUUUAGGUCUUGGUUUUGCCAAAUCCUGCGAAUUAAAUCUUAUUGUUCAUUUCGAGUUCGCCUACGAGAG